AUGACUGGUCCCAGUGGUUCAUUUAGAUCACAUAAGGCUGCAGUUAGUGAGAUGGAUCCACGCUCACAAUAUUGUUCCUGGUUAAUUACGCUUUCUGAAAUAUACAACGUGUCAUUGAGCUUUAAAGAUCUGACCAUACCAAGUUGUAAUGAUACAUUUCUAAGAAUAUAUGAUGGUUCAAAUGAUGCUGCUCCAUUGCUUGGCACAUAUUGCGGUUCAAACGCAAGUACAGAAGUCGUGAUUUUAUCAUCCACAAAUAAUUUAUACAUCGUGUCAAAUUCUGGAAAUUAUGCAAGAAGUCCUAAAAAUACUUUUAUUUUUCAUGCACAAUAUAAUGCUGAAAAUUUGACAG
Paramuricea clavata is the source of this 352-nucleotide messenger RNA. Lineage: Eukaryota; Metazoa; Cnidaria; Anthozoa; Malacalcyonacea; Plexauridae. The record is from the annotation of a GenBank genome assembly.